ACCACGAGCUGGCAGCAGGAGACGAAGGGCAGAGCUACAUACCGGCACACACCACUAACAGAUAAGAAGGUGCUACAGCUAUAUAAAGGCCUAACUAAGGCCGAGAGCGCCUUAUUCGUGCAGAUGAGAACCGAGAAGAUCGGGCUCAGAGACUUCCUCUUCUUCCAACGUGUUCCAGGUUUCGAGGACCCAGGAUGCCCCUGCGGCGGAGGCCGCCAAACAGUCGCGCAUACGCUCCUGCGGUGCCGACUGCUCCAGGACGAACAACAGCUCGGAUUCGGGAGCCUGCCGGGCAGAGAGGACCUGCAAAAGGUACUCUCAAUACACAAGCUAGCCACAAAAGCGAUCACACUUAUAGAACAGGCGAGGGCCCUAGGGCAAAGGGCGCCGAGCGAAUAGGUGAUGCGAAGUAUUAGGUGGAGACUAAAGGUAUUAAGGAUAGCGAAACAUAGGGCAUACCCCUCUGAGCCUAUAUAUAGCAGAAUAGCUAGUAGUAGAGCUACUAUCAACAAACGCGCACCGGGCAUUUGAAGAUAGAGGCAGAUGGUAAAAGGAUGGGUGGAAGAGGAGACUGGCCAUGUUUGUUUACUCCGAAGUUUGCAAAGAGGGACGUGUGGAGCCACUUGCUGGUCUUAUAAUUGGCCAUAAGUUAGCAAGCACAUCACGGGUCGGUCACUUAAUGAAGCCCGCCUAACCGGGCGUAGCUGCAGAUAAUUAGCAGCCAAAACCGAGUAGGAUCAAAUCAAUCAAACAAUCAAUCAAACCCGGUCGCCCCAUAUAACUCAACUUAUAUCGCCCGGCCUGCACGUCGCGCCGGCCUCCUUCCCUGGUGCGCUCCGUCAUUUAAACACAAGAUGCCCAAGCUCUUGUCUUCACGAAGGACGAGUCCGCAGAGAACGAUCGAGCGCUCGACCUGAUCUCCCCGGCUCGUCGACCUUGAUCGGACGCAUCACCUUCCCGUCCGGGAACGUGGUGAGCGCCGCCGCGGACAUUGCGAUCUUCCCGGCACGGCAGACACCUGAAGAUGCUCAUCUGUGCGUGUCUGGCCCGCAGAACCGCGUCGCGGCCGUGAUGGCCCGGUGCGCUCGGGGUUGUGCGUCGAAGAGGGCAGGACGGUAACGGGGCGCUGGCAGGGGACCACACUGGAAUGAGAAUUGUGGGAAGGUCGACAAGUUGCUCAGGAUCUGUUCUCUUACGCGCAGGAUAUAUUCUCUCCCAGCGCCAAAUGGACGCUUUGUCAGAGUUUGUCGUGCAGUCGCCUCCUUUCAUGUCGGUAUUCUAGUCGACAUUAUUUCUUACCCUUAGGCCUUCUUUCAUCAUGAGGCCAUCUACAGUCGCUACCGUAUCUGUACUGUCCACAUUAUCCAUUGCAUCUCCUAUGGUCAGACGGGACACGAGCGCACAGUAUUUCGAGCCAUGCGCUGUCGUGUCCCAUCUUGUUGCGGUGCAGAACAGCACUAGAGCGACGAUUCCAGCCCAAGCGGCGUGGGACUGUCUCCAAAGCGUGCCACUGAACAAGACGGCUGCUUUGGACCUGCUACGUUCUAUCAAGCCGUUUGUUCGAUGGCAGUCAACGCUGGCCAACCUGGCGCACCCACCCGCAGAGUACAGCGCUAUCCAGCCAGCUUUCGAUCCGAUCAAGGCGAUGGAAGAUAUAGAGCGAAAUCUGAAGAACGGUGAGUUUAACCAAUACGACACAAUCAGUUGCCCAACACGGAUCUGGAUGCGCUGGAGGGAAUCGCUGCGUCGCGUUUGGCAUUCGUUGCACAGCUAUGGCCGGUCACGAUCCAGAAAACAUGGACUUUUGUAGUCUUGGUCGGCGAGCUGAUGCUCCAUACAGAUGCCUGGUCAAAGGAGUACGACUUUGGAAUAGCUCUGUACGAGGCUUUUCAUGGCGCACAUGAUGGGCACUUCUACUUCACGCCGGACAUCGUAGGCGGGGUCUUCAACUGGGCGCGUCCUAUCCCACUCGUCUCAGUCUCCUCCGACGGCGAGGCGAUCCCGGCGCCUUUUGCCUACUCCGACAUCUUGGCUGCAUCUCAGGGCAAUGCGUCCUUCACGCCCUCUGCCAUUGUCAAGAUCAACGGUCAAGACGCGACGGACUUCUUACUGAAUCUUUCGCAGCAGGGGUCGCUGCAAGACAGAGAUGCGUUGUACAAUCUACUCUUCUACAACCUAGCCCAAAUCUCGCUGGGCAGCCAGGGCAGUGCCACGGGUAUGUUCUCUGGCGGUGGACGUGGAAGGCUAAACUAUCCGGGACCAACUACGGAGCUUGAGUUUGCAAACGGAACGAAAGCAAGCUUUACCAACACUGCACGUGUGUUGGUCGAUUUCACGGGGAUCCAGACAGGCACAGAUCUGUACCAAAGGUACUUUGCAUGGGGCGAUCUUACUGUGCAUCUAGAUCAAAUUAGCCCAAACUCAACAGCCCCUUAUGGACCACCCAGCAUGUCUCCGCAACCAACAAGUCCUGUAUCAAGCAGCACACCAACGAGCACGCCAGCGCCAGGAUAUCCAACACCCGUGAUCCGACAGACCAACAACCUCAUCGGCGGAUACUUCCUUGAGGGUGAGGGAGUGGAUGAUGUGGCCGUCCUCUCGGUACCAUCCUUUGUAAGCUUGGAUACUGCUGAGCAGGACUUUCAGCAGGUCGGCGAGAUAUUCUUGAAGGAUGCUAAAGCAGCAGGUAAGAAGAAACUGAUCAUCGACGUGUCCGCCAAUGGGGGUGGAACUAUCUUACAAGGCUACGACCUAUUCAAGCAGCUAUUCCCAUCCGUUGAGCCUUACGCUGCAGCCGACCGAAUCCGGGCAACCGAGUCUGUGAAGUUAAUCGGCGAAGUAUACUCUGAGUUUGCAGGCAGAUAUCCUCGCGACCUCAACCAAUCCGUCGCCGUCGUUGGGAUCGAAGCUGAUGUGAUGAACUAUCGUUCCGACCUUGUCGCCGACACAGGCAAGCACUUUGACUCAUGGACACAAAAGUUUGGCCCUGAAGCGCACCAGGGUGACUACUUCAGUUCGCGCUUUCGGUGGGACCUUAGCGAUCCACUAAUCCAGUGGAACUCAGGUGGGAUCAACAUUCAUGGAUAUGGUCCUCUCGCCUCCGCAACCAACAACCCCCAGCCCUUUGAGGCGGACAACAUCGUUAUUCUGUAUGACGGGUACUGCGCAUCAACGUGUACCAUAUUUUCGGAGCUGAUGCGCCAACUGGGCCAUGUCAAGACGGUCGCCAUUGGCGGACGACCUAACACGAACCCUAUUCAGGCCGUCGGUGGCACGAAAGGCACGAAUGACCUGCCCUGGGACUAUAUCCAGAGUGAAGUCGAGUCUGCCUUUAACUACUCGACGCCUGCACAGCACGACCGCCUGCUCAAGUCGGAGCUCAUGGAGUACAACAGCUACCUGCCCUUCUACAGAGCGGUUGGCGGCGCGACGGCGAUCAACUUCCGUGACGGCAUUCGCAAGGGAGACGAGGAGAAUAUGCCGCUGCAGUUCAGAUACGAAGAGGCAGACUGCCGCAUCUUCUACGAGCCCGCUCACGUAGUGGAUGCAGCGGCCAUGUGGAAAAAGGUUGCUGACGUGCGGUGGAACGGUGGCAAGUGCGUAGCGGGAGGGUUUGGAGAUGAGAUCGACGGUGGCAAGGUUACCAAGCGAGCUCCAGAAAUGAGCGUAGCCGUGGAAAUGGCCGGUUUGGGCCUACCUCCCGAGCAAGUGCAGGCUCUGAGAAAGUCGUUUGAUCUGGAUACGGAUCCCGUGCUGGGACGGAGAGCUGACGGCUUCAUGUAUCCGUAAUCCAUUCGUCAAGUCGCUUGGCCAAGGCCGGGUGAUAUCGGCUGUCCAUUAUCCAUGGCUACGUCAAAUCCUAGCAGCAGGAAUUUCUCAUGUCGCGUACUGUUGCGCUGUGUGCCAUUUUAUCAUCAUAAGGGCUGUUUUUGAUGACGACCUGUCACGCUCGGCGACCCGGCUAGUGAGAAGCUGACGACAGCAGCCACGAUGCAACACUGUAGAUGACCCCGGUGAAAUAUCUCUUACAGUUGCUUAAUUCUCAAGAUGUAGCUGCAGACGGAGAGAGUUCCUUGGACGAACCAAGAAUCAGUGAUAAGAUAGGAGAUAAAAACAA
Messenger RNA from Verruconis gallopava, 4117 nucleotides. RefSeq lists its product as hypothetical. Gene Ontology annotation, molecular function: serine-type peptidase activity. The transcript is spliced from 4 exons. The coding region runs from base 1828 to 3789 and encodes 653 amino acids. The record is from RefSeq and is a predicted model, not a curated record. NCBI's taxonomy places the organism in Eukaryota, Fungi, Ascomycota, Dothideomycetes, Venturiales, Sympoventuriaceae. Gene Ontology annotation, biological process: proteolysis.